AUGAGUUCGGCAGUAGCCUCAAGGCUAUCAUGGGGACUUAUUCUCACUUCUAUUGACUUUUUGGCAUGUCUUUUAUUCGCUUGUCUUCACGAUGGAACUUUCAAAUUUGCAAAUUUCACUAGUCAAUUCUCCGAUUUCUCAUUUUUCACUAGCACAAUCGAUCUAUUCCUCCUCCAAUUACUCCGUUUUGCGUUAUGGAUGGUUCCAGCUGCGGUCCACGUGGCAAACAAAGCAGAUACUCUGACUAUGUGGAAAGAGCCAAUCUUCUGCACAUCUCUUAUCAUCUGUGCUGCUUCCCCAACCAAACUUCUUCUUCUCACAGAAAAAUUGAAGCCAGAUGAGUUUUUGACAUUCGGAGAUACUGCAUUCCUCGUCUGGAACUUUUUGGCUGCUAUUCUUCUGAACUCCUCGUGGUCAAGAUACUUCAUCAGAACACCUUCUUCUUAUAUUAUUUUGGAGGAAGAAGAUCUCGAGGUGGCUCCAAAACAAACAUUUGAACUGAUCUUCCGUCUUCUCCAAUAUUGUAAAAGAGAGUGGCUCUGGCAUAUUUCUGGAUUCUCUUGGCUCUUUAUCUACUCAAUCACACGUAUAUUCGUUCCCUACUACACUGGUCAAGUCAUUGCUACCGUAGUCGCCACUAAAUCCUAUCCAGCUCUUGCUAAUUCUGUCUACAUCAUGACAAUCAUCUCAUUGGUCAGUGCAGUUGCCGCAGGAUUCCGUGGAGGUUCAUUCGAAUAUGCAUAUGCCAGAAUUCAACGAUCAAUUCGUUAUGAUUUAUUCCAUGGACUUGUGAAACAGGACGUCGCAUUUUAUGAUGCUCACAAGACUGGAGAAAUCACUUCAAGACUAGCUGCAGACUGUCAGACAAUGUCAGAUACCGUUGCGUUGAAUGUUAAUGUUUUCUUGAGAAACUGUGUCAUGCUUCUCGGAUCAAUGAUUUUCAUGAUGAAACUCUCCUGGAGACUCUCUUUGGUCACCUUCAUCUUGGUCCCAAUCAUUUUCGUCGCUUCCAAAAUUUUCGGAACAUAUUAUGAUCAUCUCUCGGAGCGUACUCAAGACACCAUCGCAGCUUCGAAUGACGUGGCAGAAGAAGUUCUUUCCACAAUGCGUACCGUCCGUUCUUUUGCUUGUGAGAACGUGGAAUCUGAUCGAUUCUAUGGAAAACUGACCCAUACUUUGGAUGUGACCAGAACCAAAGCAAUCGCCUAUAUUGGAUUUCUCUGGGUCUCUGAACUCUUCCAAUCAUUUAUCAUUGUCGCUGUUCUCUGGUACGGAGGUCAUUUGGUGUUGACACAGAAAAUGAAAGCAGAUCUACUGGUUUCUUUCCUUCUGUAUCAAAUGCAAUUGGGAGAUAAUUUGAGACAAAUGGGAGAAGUUUGGACUGGAUUGAUGCAAUCUGUUGGAGCAUCCAGAAAAGUUUUCGAGUACAUUGACAGAGAACCACAAAUUCAGCAUUUGGGAGAGUAUAUGCCAGAGAACGUUGUUGGAAAAAUUGAGUUCAGAAACGUUCAUUUCAGUUAUCCAACAAGAUCGGAUCAGCCUAUUUUGAAAGAUCUCUCAUUCACCGUUGAACCAGGAGAGACAGUCGCGUUGGUUGGACCAUCUGGAUCUGGAAAAUCUUCUUGUAUCUCUCUUCUGGAGAACUUUUAUAUUCCAAAUGCAGGACAAGUUCUAGUCGAUGGAGUACCUUUGGAGGAUUAUGAACAUCAUUAUAUUCAUAAAAAGAUCGCUUUGGUCGGUCAGGAACCAAUUCUUUUCGCUCGUUCAGUUAUGGAGAAUGUCAGAUAUGGAGUAGAAGUUGCUGAUACAGAUGUAAUCCGUUCCUGCGAAAUGGCAAAUGCCCAUGGAUUCAUCAUGCAAACUACACUGAAAUACGAAACGAACGUCGGCGAGAAAGGAACACAAAUGUCGGGAGGACAAAAACAAAGAAUUGCAAUUGCUCGUGCAUUGGUUCGCGAACCAGCAAUUCUCCUUUUGGACGAAGCAACUUCUGCAUUGGAUACAGAGUCAGAGCAUGUUGUGCAAGAGGCAAUUUACAAGAAUUUGGGAGGAAAGUCGGUUAUUUUGAUUGCACAUCGAUUGUCAACUGUUGAGAAAGCUGAUAAGAUUGUUGUUAUUAAUAAGGGACGUGUCGAACAAAUUGGAAAUCACGAAACACUUCUGAAGGAUACAAAUGGAACCUACGCAAAACUCGUUCAACGUCAAAUGAUGGGAGAUCAAAAAACACGUAAGCGGGUUACAGUACCCCGAUCCGGACCACGUCCAGCCACAUCAAUAAACGUGGCAGGGCCAUCACAAGGAAAUGCAAUGUCACUUCUGUCUACUAGUUUCAGUCAAUCCGCCAGUAGUGUUACCUCCAAAUAA
Molecule: messenger RNA, 2364 nt
Organism: Caenorhabditis remanei
Lineage: Eukaryota; Metazoa; Nematoda; Chromadorea; Rhabditida; Rhabditidae
Exons: 11
Coding region: 1-2364 (787 amino acids)
Biological process (GO): transmembrane transport; peptide transport
Cellular component (GO): membrane
Molecular function (GO): ABC-type oligopeptide transporter activity; ATP hydrolysis activity; ATP binding
Source: RefSeq, a predicted model, not a curated record